Messenger RNA from Sphenostylis stenocarpa, 1590 nucleotides. Lineage: Eukaryota; Viridiplantae; Streptophyta; Magnoliopsida; Fabales; Fabaceae. The record is from the annotation of a GenBank genome assembly.
AUGGAACUCUCUUCCUCUUUUUUACUCUCUCCAAAGGCAUGCAACUACUCUUUCUCAUCCUCCCUCUCUCCGUUCCCGAUUCACCUUUUCAUCAGAAACUCCAAAUCCCGAACCCCCUCUUUUCGAAUUCUCGCGGUGGCUUUAGAGCCGCAACAGGACUUCCCCGGGAACAGUCCCCAGCGACUUCUCAAGGAACUCGCGGCACGCAAAAAAGCGAUUUCCCUGAAGAAGGGACCCCCAAGAAGGUUCAUUCUAAGGCCCCCAAUAGACGAUAACAAAUUAGCGGAAAGGUUUCUCAACAGCCCGCAACUCUCUCUCAAAUCGUUCCCUUUAUUGAGUUCGUGCUUGCCCUCGUCGCGGCUCAACAAUGCGGAUAGGUUGUGGAUUGACGAGUACUUGCUCGAAGCGAAGCAGGCUCUGGGGUACUCUCUCGAGCCCUCGGAAACUCUUGGAGACGAUAACCCCGCGAAGCAGUUCGACACGUUGCUGUACUUGGCGUUUCAGCACCCGUCGUGCGAGAGAACUAAGGCGCGGCACGUGCGGUCGGGGCAUUCGAGGUUGUCUUUUCUGGGACAGUACGUGCUAGAGUUAGCGCUGGCUGAGCUUUUCUUGCAGAGGUAUCCGAGGGAGUCGCCGGGUCCAAUGAGGGAGAGAGUGUUUGGGUUGAUAGGGAAGAGAAACUUGGAUCAGUGGAUUAAAGCCGCAAGCUUGCAGAAUUUGAUAUUCACGUAUGAUGAUAUGGAUAAGAUAAGGAAGAGGGAAAGGGACGGUCCUGUGAAGUCAGUAUUUUGGGCUUUGUUUGGGGCUAUCUAUCUUUGUUUUGGUAUGCCAGAAGUUUAUCGUGUUCUUUUUGAAGUCUUUGGAAUGGAUCCAGAUGCUGGGGAUUGCCAGCCUAGACUGCGUAGACAACUUGAAGAUGUGGAUUAUGUAUCUGCUGAGUUUGAAGGCAAGCUAAGCUGGCAAGAUAUUGUUGCAUAUAAGCCUCCUGCAGAUGCUCUGUUUGAACAGCCAAGGCUAUUUAGAGCUUGUGUUCCCCCAGGAAUGCAUCGGUUUAGGGGCAAUAUAUGGGAUUAUGAUACCAGACCCCAUGUUAUGAAAACACUUGGAUAUCCGUUAGAAAUGACAGACAGAAUCCCAGAAAUUACUGAAGCCAGGAACAUAGAGCUGGGACUUGGAUUGCAGCUUUGUUACAUGCAUCCAUCGAAGUACAAAUUUGAGCAUCCUCGAUUUUGCUACGAGAGAUUAGAAUACAUUGGCCAAAAGAUACAGGAUUUGGUGAUGGCUGAAAGAUUAUUGACGAAGCAUCUGGAUGCUCCGGGGUUGUGGCUACAACAGAGGCACCGUGGUCUUCUUAUGAAUAAGUAUUGUGGAAGAUAUUUGAGGGCCAAACAUCUCCACCGGUAUAUUAUAUUUGACGAGAAGAUUCAAGACACGUAUGAGAAUAACCGGAGAAAGAGAAACCCAGCCACAACAGCUGUUCAACAAGCUCUUCAUGGCCUUUCCUAUCUUGUUUACGGGAAACGUGACGUGAGGCGCCUCAUGUUUGAGUUUUUUGAUUUUGAGCAGAUUCAACCUAAAGAAGUAGUCUAG